AUGUUUACACCCGUACAUACGUCCCUGGGCGCGCUACUGCUCUUUCAGAGUUCCUCGGGCCUUCUUCUUCAUAAUGGCGCGGUUUUUGGCAUUUCGUCGCUUCUGUCGGGGUCGGUUUUGCAUCCCACGAGAGAUAACGUUCCCGUCAUUGCUGGGUUGUUGUCUAGUGUCAUCCCGGUUUACCUGUUCGUGCCUUCGUUGAUACCGCUGUAUCCGCCGGGGCCGAACUCCUGGGCAUCGGUGGCGUCUACGCUCGCGACGGGUUUCUUGCUGGGCUGGGGGACAAAGAAUGGUCGAGGCUGUACAUCUGGCCACAUGCUCUGUGGUGUCUCCCGCCUAUCGCCGCGCUCCUUCAUCGCAACAGCUAUCUUCUUCACAACCGCUCUGCUAACGGCAAAUUUGGCCUCGGGGGGUCAGAACAUCCCGCCUUGUGCGUCCGGAGUGCCCUGUUACACUCCCGUAUAUCCGUCAACAGCGGAGCUCAUGUUCAUGAUCGGGACGGCCGCUCUCACAUUCAUCACGAACUGGUUUAUCGUGCCCCGGAGAAUGGAUAGAUCAGAGAACUCGAGAACGCUCUUCUCUUAUCUGGCAGGGUUGCAAUUCGGCAUGGGUCUCUUCUUCUCCGGAAUGGCAAACCCAGCGAAGGUUUUGCGUUUCUUCGCCUUUCCAACCGAUUUAGCCCGUUUCGAUCCUUCGCUGGCGCUUAUAAUUCUCUUUGGAAUCGGGCCGUCGCUCAUUACUUUUUUGACCGCGAAGCCGGGACAGAAGCUCGACAGUCCGGAUGGCGAACGGGCAAAGCCCACAUUGGCAGAUGGUUGGAGACUCCCAACAGCCACGGUGGCGGACAUUGAUUGGAGGUUUGUCGCCGGUGCAGUGGCCUUUGGGGUUGCUUGGGGGCUACGGGGAGUGUGUCCGGGUCCCGCGGUGCUUCGUGCAGCCCUGCAGCCGGCAUGGGGCCUUGUCGAAAUGACUGGGUACAUGUUAGGAAACCUGGUAUAG
Molecule: messenger RNA, 999 nt
Organism: Aspergillus nomiae NRRL 13137
Lineage: Eukaryota; Fungi; Ascomycota; Eurotiomycetes; Eurotiales; Aspergillaceae
Product: YeeE/YedE family protein
Exons: 2
Coding region: 1-999 (332 amino acids)
Cellular component (GO): plasma membrane
Source: RefSeq, a predicted model, not a curated record